This is a messenger RNA of Manis javanica (Malayan pangolin), 1055 nucleotides long. It is a transcript of the gene PNOC, whose product is annotated as prepronociceptin. NCBI's taxonomy places the organism in Eukaryota, Metazoa, Chordata, Mammalia, Pholidota, Manidae. Gene Ontology annotation, molecular function: opioid receptor binding. Gene Ontology annotation, biological process: sensory perception; chemical synaptic transmission; neuropeptide signaling pathway. Gene Ontology annotation, cellular component: neuronal cell body; dendrite; axon terminus. The record is from RefSeq and is a predicted model, not a curated record.
UAUAUAGCCGGUGUGGCUGCUCCAGCGCGGAGCCGAGCCUCGCGUCGGAGGCGCCCCACUGCUGACAGCUCCCAGCAUCGUGCCUCCUGCUCCCGCACCAUGAACAUCCUGCUCUGUGAGCUCCUGCUGCUCAGCCUCUUCUCCAGCGUGUCCUGCGGCUGUCAGAAGGACUGUCUGACCUGCAAAGAGAAGCUCCGCCCAGCUCUUGACAGCUUCAACCUUGAGGUGUGCAUCCUCGAGUGUGAAGGGAAGGUCUUCUCCCGCCCUCUCUGGACUCCGUGCACCCAGGUCCUGGCCAGGGGCUCCUGGCAGCUCAGCCCUGCUGACCCAGAGCACGUGGUGGCUGCUCUUUACCAGCCAAGAGCCUCCGAGAUGCAACUGAAGCGGAUGCCCCGCAUCAGGAGCCUAUUCCAAGCACAGAAAGGGACAGAGCCCGGCAUGGAAGAGGCUGGAGAGACAGAGCAGAAACAGCUGCAGAAGAGGUUUGGGGGCUUCACUGGGGCCCGGAAGUCGGCCCGGAAGUUGGCCAACCAGAAGCGGUUCAGUGAGUUUAUGAGGCAGUACCUGGUCCUGAGCAUGCAGUCCAGCCAGCGUCGGCGCACCCUGCGCCAGAAUGGCCGAGCCUAGCCGGAAGGGCCUCCCAGCUGUGCCGUCCGCUUCAACCCAGGAGUGUCUGGGUGAUCCCCCAAACAGCAUGUCUCCAGCCCCAGACCUGCCGGCUGGGAAGCGGGGUUCCUUCUGCCCCAAGGCACUGAGGCAGGCUUCGCCUCCAGGUCUCCACCCGAGAGGAACCGCCCACCUGGGUCCCUCCCCACAUGGCAUGUUUCAUGAUGACCCUGUUGCUACAUCAGAGUGUAUUUUUGUAAUUCCUCCAGCUGACAUGUAAACGGCCCAUCCUUCCUUCUCACCCGCCCCUUCCCUCUUCUGGGGGCGUUGAAGGAACGGGAAAUCGAGCCUGGGGCUUUGACUUGUCGCUGCCAUACCUUGUUUGUAAAAGAGCUGUUCUUUUUGACCGAUUAUUUUAAACAGAUAUUUCUCCAUUAAACUUCUACUGA